Molecule: messenger RNA, 7154 nt
Organism: Ochlerotatus camptorhynchus
Lineage: Eukaryota; Metazoa; Arthropoda; Insecta; Diptera; Culicidae
Gene: Mbs
Product: Myosin binding subunit
Exons: 19
Coding region: 815-5200 (1461 amino acids)
Cellular component (GO): cytoplasm
Molecular function (GO): enzyme inhibitor activity; phosphatase regulator activity; protein kinase binding
Source: RefSeq, a predicted model, not a curated record
CUAGCGAGUUCGAGUUCGGAUCGGAACGUUUGAGUUGCGAGUCGAGUUCGAGAUCGCCGUUUCAUUACAACUCAAUCCGUUUUUGUGUGUGGCGAGCUGAAAGUCAGCACCAGCAGAAGCAGAAGAGUGGCCAUAUUCGUCUUGAAGUUUUGAGAUCAAUUUUUUCCUGUUCCUGGAUUUGGGAUUUCUCUCCUCGGUGUGACGAAGAGCGAAUAACGAGCAGCAGCGCAGUCACAGCCAGCAGCACGGCCAGCAACAGGAGUAUUACGAUAGUGUGCGUGCGUGUGCCACUCUUUGGCCCUAAUGUGGCUUUAAGGCCUCUCGUCGUAUGUGUGUGUGCGUGUGUGCGUCUCUGUACGUGCGCUGGUGUUUCAGUGCAGUAGUUGAGUAGAGUAAACUCCUAAACCCCAUCGGAAAACAGCGAAUAAGUGUGUGCAUUGGAUCGGCGAAAACAAAACGACAAGAAGAAUAAUUUCCAAAUCCCAUCAGUAUCAUAAUAAUAGCGAAAGUGUGAACGCCGAGAAUCAGUGGAAAGAUAAAAGUCAAAAUUGAAAACCCACCAUCCGAUGAGAAGAAAAAAUAUCUUUCUACUGUGUUUCUGUUCGAUUGGGAAGAAAAAGUGAAAAUACGACGACGAAAAAGCGCCACCCGCGAGAAGAGUGUAAGAAAUUUGCAAUUUUAGGUUUUGAUUUUUGUGGUGGAAGAAAGAAAAAAAAAACAAUAAAAGUGGCAACAGGAGUAGUUGAAGAAGAAGAAUCAGUAACAGCAGCAGCAGCAGCAGUGCGGAAGCCGAAGAAGAAAACGAAAAGAAACAAUGUCAAUGGACAACCGAAGUACCUCGGCCCUGUUCAAAAGGGCCGAGCAGCUUAAGCGCUGGGAUGAAUCGGAAGCCAACAAGCACAGUGGCACACCGAAGAGUCCCUCGAUGCGCCGGAUCAAGUUCUCGUCUGGGUGUAUCUUCCUGGCGGCCUGCGUGGCCGGUGAUAAGGACGAGGUGUCGCGGUUGCUGGAAACCGGAGCCGACAUCGACACAGCCAACGUAGACGGGUUGACGGCGUUGCAUCAGGCAUGCAUAGAUGACAAUCUGGAUAUGGUGGAAUUCCUGGUUCAAAACGGAGCCGACGUCAACAGAAAAGACAACGAAGGAUGGACACCCCUGCAUGCCACAUCUUCCUGCGGGUUCCUCAGUAUAGCCCGCUACCUAAUAGAAAGCGGCGCCGAUCUGGCGUCGAUCAACAGUGACGGCGAGUUGGCGCUGGACCUGGCCUGCUCGGACGCGAUGGAGGAUCUCAUCCAGCGACACAUCGAUGAACAGGGCAUAGACUGUGAGGAUGCUCGGCAGGCCGAGGAAAAGAUUAUGCUAAGCGACGCCAAGCGAUGGCUCCGCACCGACAGUACCGACUGUGAUAAACCACACCCGAAAACGGGUGCCACAGCGCUGCACGUGGCAGCUGCCAAAGGAUACACAAAAGUGCUUAGUUUACUGUUAGACGGACGGGGGGACUUUGACAAGCAAGACGUGGACGGAUGGACGGCGCUGCAUGCGGCUGCCUACUGGGGCCAAAAAGAAGCCGUACAGAUACUGCUGAAUGCAAACGUCGAUAUCGACAUCCAGAACUAUAGCGGCCAGUACGCGAUCGACAUUGCACAGAAGGAUAUUGUCCCAUUGCUGGAUGAGGCACGGAAGAACUUCAAACGGCCCAAACGGCGACCGGCUAGUCAGAUUAGAAUUACGGAUACCAUUGAGAAUAGCAUCGAGACACCUACGAAGGUCAUCCGGGUGGAGGUGAAACCGAUCGACAGCAAAGAGAAAGAAGAACUGGCUAUUGGAAGCGAUUCGGAGGAGGAGCAGGAAGAAGAAGCCCUAGAGGAAGACGAGAACGGGAUUGAGGACGAAGGCAGUGGGAGUGAUCGAGAUGAGAGCAUUGAACAGGAAGAAGCAGAGGAGGAGGAGGAAGAAGAAGCGGAGGAAUCCGAAGAAGAUCAGGAGGAACCGGAAGCCGAGGAAGAGGCUACCGUAGAACCUGAACAGGAAGAGGCAGAGGAGGAGGAGGAAUCGGAAGUGGAAGCGGAAUCGUCACCGUAUUCUUCCUCCGCCGACAGUUCGUCGUCGACCGAGAGCAGUAUGACCGAAUCUGACGCAGAAGUUCCUGAGAAAGAAAAUCAACCAACCGAGCCCGAUGUGAUACUGCGGCGGACACAGAGCUUCGAGAGCGAUGAAAAGUUCUACCAAAAGUACGUCGAACUGCGGGCACGGAUACAGGCCAACUCGUGUCCAAUCCUACCGAACACGAAUCCAACCGCCAACGCGAAAACUGCCACCAACAACAGCAGCAACAGCUAUCUCGUACAAAGGUCAGCCUCGCUCAAGGAUCAUCGGACGUUAAGGAAAGCUUCCAGCAACUUGGUACUGGGUAGCACUGGCAGUACGACCGGUUCAGCAACAACAAACGUACAAACAGCGACGACGUCGCCCCCAACUAGUCCCACCGGAACGCCAGUUACGACUCCCAGCACCGGGCAGAUUCGAAGCAUCACACCUGUCAACAACAACAACAACAUCAGUCACACGUCCAAUAGUCCUUCCAUACCGGUCGAAGUCACUGUCACCUCCAACAACAACAACAACAACGACAACAAUAACGAUACCAGCAGCAAUGCGGUCAACAAAAAUCAUAGCCUGUUCGAACUCAAUCGAAAAUAUAUUGAACAAGCCCAAAAGACGAAGAUUAAUAAUGAGCGCAAUAAAUUUCUCUCGUCACUCAACGAGAAGAGACUGCAACAACAGCAUCCACAGGAAACGCAACAGCCGGAAGCGAAAGCGCCAUCAGAAACAGCACAGCCAGCAGCCUCACAGUCCGGCUCCGCAGAAAAAGAACCGUCGCCGGCGGAAGCACCCGCAACAGUUAAGAGCGUAACUGCUGUCUAUGCGUCCUCUGCCUCCAACAACAAUCAUGCUGCUUCCAACAUCAACCAUCACAACCACAACAACAACAACAUCACCAACAGCAAUGCAACAUCGCAACAACCGUCACCGACAGUGACCUCAACGAAUAAGCUUUCACCGGGAAAUAUUUUCAAAAACUUUUUCAAAUCCUUCGUGCCACCAACGCGCGACGAAGAGAGUGAAACUCAGCGGAAAGCGCACGCUAAGCGGGUCCGCGAGACGCGACGCUCGACCCAGGGCGUUACCCUGGACGAAAUCAAGAGCGCCGAGCAGCUGGUCAAGAAGAAAAACUCCACCAACAGUGAUAGCGACCCAUCCGCAAGUUCAUCCACUACAACAACAACCACAACCACCCCAAGCAGUACCGCUUCAUCCACCUCCAUUCUCGUCAACGAUCGCGUACCAUCGGUGGAUGCCAGUUCCGAGGUAAGCAGCAAAGUUCCUUCAUCGGCUCUACCGUCCAGUAGCACCAGCACCAGCAGUUCCGUUGAUCAGCAAGUAUCCGCUAGUUUCACUAUUAGCGCACCUCCCUCCAGCAUUUCAACGACCGCCACGGUCAAGUCCCAUCGAGGAGACGGCGGCGGGGGAGGGGGAGGUGUUGAUACAGGUACGGUCGAUGACGAUAUUGGCAAGAUCAGUGUGUCCUACACGAUCACCACCCCGAGGCUUAGUAGCAGUAUCACGACGACUACCAGCAGUAGCAGUAGCAGCGGCAGUGAAGCCACAACAACGAUCGCCAAAGAUAAGAGCAAGGAAAGCGUCCCUUCGGUGACAGCGACCUUCAGCGUGCCUAGUGCAAUCAUCACCUCCACCACUAGCAGCAGCACCACGAACAACAACAAUCCUAACAGUAGUAACAAUAAUAUUUACAAGAAGACUGAUUCGGACGAGUUAACGAAAACGACGACAACGACGACGACGAAGUCAACGAUAGCAGAGGGAGAUUCAUCAUCGAUUAGUACGACGCCCGCGUCGUCUGCCUCUGUAGCGGCCACCAUCCGGACGCCGAGUUCCUUCGGCACCAGCAAACGAUCCCUGUUCGAUAUCGAUAAUGCCAACUCGCUUACACUAGCGGAGAAACUACGGCAGGAGGCUAACAAAUAUGCCGAAAGUGAUAAGGAGAACUUCGUUUGCUCAAAAGUGCCAUCGACCGCCACCGCGACGGCGACAACGAAAAGUGAGUCCACCUCCUCGAAUACGACUCCGGCUGCGGCCGUCGAAGGUGCAGUCUCACUGCGGAAGGACACGAGUGCACCUUCGUCGCCACUGCAUCAACAUCAUCAUCAUCAUCAAUCUUCGACCAUGGCCGAACGGAGGCCUUCGUGGCGGUUGAAAGUGGACGCCGGAUCUAAGUUCAAACUGGAAGACGCUACCGCGCCGACCAGUACACCUGCCACCAAUGCCGCAAGCAGUACCGUCACUGCCCUGGAUUCCUCGAAUAGUCGACAGCAGCAGCAGCAGCAAAAUGAACUUAAUAGUAUUUCAAUGUCCUCGUUGGCCCAACGAAGGCAGAACGGCGACAGUAGCAAUCUAUUCACAUCAUCUCGUCCAACGUCAGCUCCUGAGCUGAGUUCCUCGGCAGCAGCAGUAGCAGCGGCGGCGGCAGCAGCAGCAGUAAGCAGUCAAAACGAUGCCAGCUUACACCUGCGCAACAGACCAUUGAAGGCUAGUGGUGAGGAGAACAAGGAGAAUGACAAGGAAAACGAGAACCGCAGUAAUGCCCAAGCGACGCAGGCGGUUAUCCAGAGACGGAGGCGUCCUAAGCGACGCUCCACCGGUGUGGUGCACGUCGAUAUGGAGGAUAUUGAUCCUGAGCGACAAGAUUCUCCUGUCGACGGUGAAGAGAAAGAGUCCGGAACGGAACGGGGUCGAUCGCGCGUUGGUUCGACCGCAUCCGAGUUAGCGGACCAGCAGAAGGAUGCUGGAGAAUCCAAGGAGAAUGGCGGUGACUACAUCGACUACAAAGCUCUCUAUGAACAGGCCAAAGCUGAUAAUAAUAAGCUUAAGAGUGAGAUGAGGAAAAAGGACGAAGAAGUGGCUAGUCUGCAAGCGGCACUCGAAAGGUUUACGGUCGCGACCACCAAAAACAACUCGCUGUCGGAGCUGGAAAAGCGGGAAAGACGAGCGAUGGAGCGGAAAAUGUCGGAAAUGGAGGAAGAGCUCAAGCAACUGGAAGCCCUCAAGACCGAGAAUCAGCGCCUGAAGGACGAGAACGGUGCGCUCAUUCGUGUAAUUAGUAAGCUAAGUAGAUAGAAGAAGGCAACAAUCGGCCAACCGCUGAUUGAGUUAACAACAAAACAUGAUAAAUAGGAGAACAAGAAUAACAACAUCCAAAAGCGUAGCAGAACAGGAGCAACGGUUUUUACAACUUCACCACAAACACACUACAAGUGACUCAUUUAUUUUUAUCACCUAGAUUAGUGCGCGCGUGGAUUUGCCCGUAUUGGAUGGUCAUGUACUCUUAAACCUAACCGAGAGAUUUUAAGAGGGAAGAUAGAAAUAAAAUCAUUAUCCUAACACUAUUUCUGGCGUUAAUCAAACGAGGAGGUACACUAUUUAUUGAAAGGGAAAGACAGAAACUGAAACGGUAAAUUUAAUGAUUUCAAAAAUUCCCUCUUGAGAAGAAAUGAGCCAGAUAUUAUUUAUGGAACAAUUGGCUUGCCCUGCCUGUAGUUAGCAUUUUGGCGUUUAGCUAUGAGAUGCGUGAUGUGGAAACGUUCUUUUCUCGGGGAAAUGUUUACCCAGUGGAGAGAAUGCAAUUGGUUUGUACUUUAGUCAUCUGUAACUUUUUUUUGUUAUAUUGAUUUAACUGUAGGAAUAAAGAAAACCGUAAAAAUCACUUCUGUUCAUCGUUGUUGUAAAGAGAAUAAAUCUUGUAAAUUUGUUUGGUUGGUAAAUUUUGCGUACAAUUGAACGAGGUUAACGAAAAGGCAGAGCAUUUCAAGCAGCUUGUUCAUAUCAGUGUUCAAGUCAACUGUAUGGCAAAUGACUCUCUGCUUUGUACAAAGAAUCCUGUUUUCUAUUUAAAUUUUUGUAAAAAAAAUAAAACAAUGACUAUGUGUGCGUUGAGGAGUGACAACAAUCUGAAAACAAUAAUUGAAGCUGUUCAAAAACAAUAUCUUUAGAAGGUGAAGCAAAUGGUAUAUUUAUAGAUUUUUAUAGUAACCAUGCAGUGCGUAUUUAUAUUUAUACAUCAUUCAACAUACAAACCUGAACGACAAAGAUGUUCCCGGUUUUUGUUUUUCUUUGGUCGCACUGAGGAUCGAGUUUCCAUUAUUAUUUUUUUCUAACACACAUUACCGCUUCUGAAUGGAAAGCAUUUGGAUGGUUUACACCAAGAAGCAGAAUUAGGGCAGAAGAAACCGCGGAUUUGAUCUCCAUUGGCUCGUUUAAUAGACUGUAGGGGCUGUCAAGCACAGGGAUUUUGACCCCAGUUAAUUGUCGUCUCGUUUCGAAUCGAAUUUUUCAAGCACUUUUCUAACGCGUCCUGUUUGUAGGCUAAAGGUGAUAGUUAUUAAGUUGUGCGCCGUGUAUAGAUAGAAACAGACAACAACAAACUCUAAAGGCAUUUUGAAACCUUUUCUUUUUUCUUGGGAAAAAGAUUGCAAUAAGUGGAAAACUCCUCCAAUUGGUUUCGAUUCUUUUCACAACUGAACCUUUGUGUCUAUUUAUGCGUAAAUACGGAAUCCCUCCCUAGUCUGAGGAAAACAGAGAAAAGCAAUUUUUUUUAUAAUACCUAGUGACAAAGCAAACAAAAUCUUAACAAAUGUACGGAAGAGAACUAAAAACUUCUAUUGUAUGUUACUUACUGUAUCUCUUGAUCGUUUAGUUAAUAGUUAUUUCUUCUUUAUUAGUCGUUUAGUGUAUAGAAAGGAAAACACGCAAACAGCAGAAAUCAACAUAUGCAAAAGGCAUAACCGAUGGAAGUACUUCUCCUUCUCUUUAUUGUCAUUAUUGAUUAUUAUUAUUAAAAUUAUUAUUAUCAUUAUUAAACUAUCUAUAAAAGUUAUGUUGUAUUUGUCAUCAAAUUAAGUGAGGAAAAUCACACACAUACAAACACGAAACACAACACACACACACAAACAAACACACCCAUACAUUGUAAUUUAUGUUUAUUACAGCAGCGAUGAGGAAAGCAUUGUACUAUUAUUAUUUUCAAAACAUGAAAGAAAAAAGUUGAAAAUACAGAGAAAAAACGUUAAUUCUA